Molecule: messenger RNA, 1442 nt
Organism: Drosophila mojavensis
Lineage: Eukaryota; Metazoa; Arthropoda; Insecta; Diptera; Drosophilidae
Product: cell wall protein DAN4
Exons: 3
Coding region: 69-1367 (432 amino acids)
Source: RefSeq, a predicted model, not a curated record
CCAAAUUUAUAGAGCAGCAGCGACAACAUCAAAGCUCUCCGAGGCUAAUUAAGGACCGACAACAUAGAAUGCCAGCGGCAGCAGCAACACCAGCCCCAGCUCCAACAUCAAACUACACAAUGUUGCUGCCAAUUGCGAUAUCACGUCGGCAUUUAAUUGCUCUCGUUGUGACAACAAUAUUAGCCAGCUGCUGUCAGCUGUGUGCGGCUCAGAACUCGACGUUCGUGGCAACAAUUGUCAGCUCGAACAACACGUUGCAGACGCUGAACGAGACGCGGCUCAAUGAAACGAUAACAAUCAAUAUAAGUGAGAUUAUUGCAGCUGCGACGGGCGACGGGCCGACUGAUAGCACAACAGCAACGACGGACACGACGGCAACGACAACAGCAGCAACAAUAACAACCACACCUGACGGAGCAACAUCGGAAUCAACAUCAACAACAACACCAGCAACAAGCUCAACUACAACAGCAACAGCAACGGACACGACAACAGCAGCAACUGAUACGACUACAACAGCAGCAACUGACUCAACAAGCAGCACGACAGCAACACCUGAUUCAAGCAGCUCAACUAUAGCAGCAACAGACACCACAACAACAUCAACAACAACAGCAACAGAUACCUCAACAACAACAACAACACUUGCUGCUGAGACAACAACAACAGAAGCAACAACAUCCAGCACCACACCAGCAACAGACACCUCAAGCACGACAGCAACAUCGACAUCCACAGAGGCAACAACGACAACAACACUUGCUGCUGAGACAACAACAACAACAACAACAGAAGCAGCAACAUCCAGCACCACACCAGCAACGGACACCUCAAGCACGACAGCAACAUCGACAACAACAGAGGCCAUAUCGACAACAACAACAACAACACUUGCUGCUGAGACAACAACAACAACAGCAGCGACAACAUCUAGCACAGCGCCAACAACAACAACAACAACAACAACUACAACAGCUGCAGCUACAACAACAACGAUGACGACAACAACAGCAGCAGCAACAACUCUGGAGCCCUUCCCAAUCGCACCAUAUCCAACAGUUUACGGUCAGCUGUCCAGCCUGGAUAUAGCCAAGCAGAUGCGCAGGCUCAAGAAGGAGCGAUUGGGCCGAGUGGGCAGGAAGCCAGGACGCAAAGGCCGCAAGUUGCGCAGGCGCAGCACAACAACAACAUCGACAACAACGCCAGCACCAACUACUGCAGUCGAUGAUGAUGAUGACAACAAUGAUGAUGGUGAUGAUGGCAAUGAUGAUGGCGGCAACGCUGCUGAAGAUCCCAUACUGGUGGAGCCCCUGCCAGAGUUGCCUCUGCGCCUGGGCAACAUCGAGAACCAGCGCAUCGAUCAAUGAACACGAAUCGAGCUAUGAAUCACUAAGGUAGAUUUAACAUUUAUGACAUAAUAAAGCCUCAUAUUGAACGACUUA